AUGGAACUUCAAGAUACCGCAGCAACUAAAAUUACCAUUGGUCUUCCAUUGGGUUUAGCACUUCUCUUUGCUUGUUUACUCUUCAUUUGUGUCUUCUUUUGUUGCUUAUUGCAUUGGAAUAGGCUCAAAUUUUUGUUUCCAUCUUCUCAAAUUAUGACCCCUCAUGCUCAAAUACAACAUGACUCAACUUCCUCUCCUCAGAAACCAGCAUUUCCUUUGGUGAUGAUGAAGCAAAGUUAUGCUGAGAGCUUGCCUGUAUUGAUGCCGGGAGAUGAGAUUCCUAAAUUCAUAGCCAUGGCAUGUCCAUGUAAGCCUCCAACUGAUGAAAGUAUCACGAUUCGUGUGGACAAAGAAGAUACGAAUGAUUUUUCCGCGGAAAAUUCAUGUUAA
Molecule: messenger RNA, 390 nt
Organism: Lathyrus sativus (Indian pea)
Lineage: Eukaryota; Viridiplantae; Streptophyta; Magnoliopsida; Fabales; Fabaceae
Source: the annotation of a GenBank genome assembly